AUCAAUUUGAGCUUCAACAUUCUAGACCCUUCCAACUCCGAACCCUCCAGAGCCUCCGGCCUCGCUUUUUUACCCUACUUUCGUCUCCCAACACACCCUCUCUCUCUCUCUCUCUGGAUCUACAUUUCUCCAGAAGAAGCAAACCCAUCAUCAUCAUCAUCUCUCUCUCUCUCUCUCUCUCUCUCUCUCUAAUGGCGAAGUACGGUGAAGGAGACAAGAGGUGGAUCGUGGAAGACAGACCCGACGGAGCAAACGUUCACAACUGGCACUGGGCCGAGACCGAUUGCCUCGAAUGGUCUCGAACCCUCCUCACCAAGCUCCUCACCAACCAAACCCUCCUCGACGGCGAAUCUAACCUCUUCAUCAAGACCAAGAACCUCGACAGGCUCGACGGCGAGGCCUAUGUCAACGUUCGCAAGGGCAAGAUCAUCCCCGGCUACGAGCUGAACCUCUCUCUCUCCUGGGAAGGCCAAGCCAAGGACUCCGAUGGCCAGACCCUUCUUUGCGCCGAUGGAAUCGUUGAAAUUCCCUACAUUUCCGAUGAGAAUGCCGACGAAGAUCCUGAAAUUAGGGUUUCGGUGAAGGACGAGGGUCCAAUUGGGAAGAGAUUGAAGGAGGCUUUUAUGGCCAAAGGAAAGCCCUUUGUUUUGGAGCAAGUUAGGGUUUAUGUGUCUGCUAUGGCGAAUGGUGGCCCGGCCAAGGAUGAAUUGGAUGUGAAAAAACCCGCCAAGAAGGCGGCGGAAGCGGCUGCUUUGGCACCGCCACCUCCGGUGGCGGUGGUGAAGGAGGAGGGGAAGAAAAAGAAGAAGGAAGGGUUUAAGACGAUAAGUAUGACGGAGAAAUUUAGUUGUAGGGCAAAGGAUUUGUAUGAGAUAAUGAUGGAUGAGAAUAGGUGGAAGGGUUUUACUCAUAGUAAUGCUAGGAUUAGCAAGGAGGUGGGUGGGGAGUUUAGUAUUUUUGAUGGGUCUGUGACUGGGACUAAUGUGGAGUUGCAAGAGGGGAAGCUGAUUGCGCAGAAAUGGAGGUUUGGAAGCUGGCCUGAUGGCAUUCAAUCUAUGGUGCGGCUUGCAUUUGAUGAGUCGGAACCUGGGGUUACCACAGUUAAGCUGACACACACUGAUGUUCCAGAGGAGGACAGAUAUGGGAACGCAACUGUGGUGGAGAAUACUGAGAGGGGCUGGCGGGAUCUUAUUUUCCACAAGAUACGUGCAGUUUUUGGUUUUGGAUUAUGAUUUUUUUUGGUUGAAAAUUUUAUCUCGUCAAAGUGUAGAAUUUUUAUAAUUUGAUCCAGCUUUAAGUCAUGGAUUGAAUGUGGUUGGUGAUUCAUUUAGUCGAAUCAAAUGUGUCAGUGCCAUUGCCCUAGCAGACAAUGUGGCUAAAACCAGUGUUAGUCUGAUUUUCAUUUUUCUUGUGUUUCAGAGUAACCAAUUUCACUCUCAAACUUGGAAACUUAUAUUGAAAUGAUGUGUCUUGAUGAGAUUUGACAGUGUACGACAUGCACUCAUUUUCAUUAAAUUGGCUAUCUUAAAUUUCAUGAUA
Messenger RNA from Camellia sinensis, 1539 nucleotides. RefSeq names its product Aha1 domain-containing protein. Gene Ontology annotation, molecular function: ATPase activator activity; protein-folding chaperone binding. Gene Ontology annotation, biological process: positive regulation of ATP-dependent activity; protein folding. The record is from RefSeq and is a predicted model, not a curated record. NCBI's taxonomy places the organism in Eukaryota, Viridiplantae, Streptophyta, Magnoliopsida, Ericales, Theaceae. Gene Ontology annotation, cellular component: cytosol.